CAUGGCCGCCCUUUAUACUUACAUAACCUAGCAGAAAUGAAUCCGUGUGAAUUCCUGGAUUCUGUCUCAUGAAAUCAGAGAAAAAGCUUUGAGAAAGUUUGUUUGGAAGAUGAAGAAGCAAUUCUAUCGGGUUAAGCAGCUAGCUGACCAGCGUGUGGGCAGGGCUGAAAAGACCGAAUUGCUUAACGAAGAUCUACAAGAUGGUGAGAGAAAGGUGGAAAAAAUUCGACAAGUGUGUCAAAUAACAAGCAAAAAGCUGAGUGCUUGUAUGCAGAGUACUGGAUCCGAUGUGGAGAAAAGACUGAAAAAGCUUCCACAUCUAGCUUUGGCACAGAGCAUGCAAGAAGCAGCUGCUAUCAUUGGCGAGGAUUCAAUUUUAGGUAAUAUGACAAGGUUAUGUGGAAAUUCACAAGCAGAAAUUGCAAAGGUUAUUGCGGAAUAUGAAAUGGACGUCGAGAGCACUAUAAUUGCACCAUUUCACACAGUCCUUGAGAAUGAUAUACCAUCAAUAAAUCAGAAUAAAAAGAAAUUAGCAAAAAUUGGUCUAGAUAUGGAUACACUAAGAUCAAGGUAUCAUGCAGCUUUAAAAGCAAGGGAAAGCAGCAACGCUAAGGACUUUCCCGCAGCAGAGGCGAAAGCUGAGCAACUCAAGACGCACUACGAAGAUGAAAUGAUGAAAUUUGAAGCGGCUAAGGAUUUGUUUAUCACUGAAAUGCUCACACUGGUUUCAAAAGAAAGAGAAUAUGCGGAACAUAUGAGAAAAUUUGUUAUGGCACAAUUGGAGUUUCAUCAAAGAGCAACCGAGCACUUGGAGAAGAUUAUGCCUUUGCUGGAUAAGGAGAUUGGAAUAGUGCGAGUUGAUUCGAGUACGUUUGGAUGUCCAUUAGAAAAACACUUAGAUAGCACGAAAAGAGAAAUUGCACUAGUUAUUGAAGAAUGUGUGAGAUAUUUAUUUCGAAAUGGGAUGGAUGUUGAGGGUUUGUUUCGAAUAGCGGGACAAGCAACCAAAGUCAGAAAACUAAAGGCUUCGUUUGAUGCUGGUCUAGCAGACUUAUCAGGUGAAGAAUACGACGUUCACGCUGUCACAGGAGCGCUCAAGCAAUAUCUGCGAGAACUUCCAGAACCUCUAAUGACCUUUGAACUUCAUCACGAUUGGAUCGAGGCUGGCUGCAUCAGAGAACGAGAUGACCGUUUACAGAAGCUAUGGACUGUCGUUUCUCAGCUUCCCAAGGCGAACAAAGAUAACUUGAGAUACCUUAUCAAAUUCUUGGCAAAAAUUGAACAAAAUUCUGAAGUUGGCAAAAUGAAUGCUCAUAAUCUUGCAAUCGUCAUCGCGCCCAACGUUAUUUGGUCCAUCGACGAUGAAAGCGGACAUAUGAACGUCAAAAAUACGGGAGUUUUAACUGGUAUUCUUGAGGCGUUAAUCGAACAUGCUGACUGGUUCUUCCCUGAAGAUGUUGAUUUUUCGACGCCCGAGGUCUCAAAUUUGGGUACGUUUGAAAGUUCACCGUUUGAAGAGAAGGAAACAGCUAAGAACAACACAAAGGUUCAAAAACAGCUUAGUACCGAUGAAACAAAACGCCCAACAUUGCUGGACGAAGCAUCGACUCUUGUUGACGUAAACCCUGUGGAUAAUGAUGAGACCGAAAUGUCACCUCGCACCGAAAAAAAAGUGGAUGAAUUUUUCUCAGAGCUAAUGACAUCUGACUACUCAGCUAAACCACCCCUUCAACCGAAACGUUCGCUCUCCCCCCCUGGUCCACGUCCGCUCUCGCCCCAUGGACCAAAUCGUUAGGGACGCGUCAAACAAUGAAUACGUAUUCAAGAAACGCCAAAUACUCAAUACAGCAAACAACGUUAAAUGAAUUUUAGUAAUUCGCUUUUGAACACAGGAUGAAUUCACAAUACACACUUACACAAUGAAGGAACAUUAUAAUUUAGAUAUCAGAGUAAGAUUUCAGAUUAUAGAGUAUAGAUUGUUGAAUAUAUAGUUUUACCUAGAACGAAACAACGCGAUUUAAUAGAAAUAUUCGUAAUAGUUUAAUAAAGAAAAAGAUUGAUAUUGGGAAAAUACAUUUUGAUAAUUUGAGUUCUUUUUAAAAAGAGGUUUUAAGGUGGACUUUACAGUUUUAUUGAAAAUCAUUCGACUUGACUGACUGACAGACAUGCUG
Dendronephthya gigantea is the source of this 2171-nucleotide messenger RNA. Its product is annotated as rho GTPase-activating protein 44-like. NCBI's taxonomy places the organism in Eukaryota, Metazoa, Cnidaria, Anthozoa, Malacalcyonacea, Nephtheidae. Gene Ontology annotation, cellular component: cytoplasm; intracellular anatomical structure. Gene Ontology annotation, molecular function: GTPase activator activity; protein binding. Bases 110 to 1795 code for a protein of 561 amino acids. The record is from RefSeq and is a predicted model, not a curated record. Gene Ontology annotation, biological process: signal transduction; regulation of actin cytoskeleton organization; regulation of Rac protein signal transduction. The transcript has 18 exons.